CUGCAUCAAACAGCAGAAAAGUGCGCGAGUAAGAGAACGACAAUGUGUCUUGCUUUAUUGCAGCCCCCAAAUUAACUAUUUUCCUUUUCGAGGCGUAACAUCCCAUGUACAUAAUUGAACGUUUUGUAUUAUCGUUGUACAGAUUUAACAGCCAAAAAGGGAAAGUCUCCCGUACCUAAGGGGCUAAACCUACCCUCUUUUCCCUUUAUCCCCGCCCACCUUGGCACGGAUUGUUUGCAUGUAAAAAAAAAAAAAAAAAAAAAAAAGACAAAAGUCACGCAAAUCUCAAUUAUGACAAGAAAACAAUACACACCCGGGCGACAUUACAAUAGAAAUUGGAAGAAGUGUGUUUGAAAAAAAAAAUAAAUCGUUGCGGGAUUGAAAAUUGGCAUAUGCGUCCAUUGUAACAGUCGAUGGACUGGUUCCUGAGCUGAAGAAACUGGGAGAAAAGUUUGGCAAAAGUUUGAAGCUUUUUUUCUCUGUGCAUGGAUGGAAGGCUAACACUAACAAAUGCAGGGGAAAAGUCCAGCAGAGGUCAGAAUGCAGUGUUUGCUUGCUUGGAUUAUCGUUUAAUUAUCUCAGGUUCUGUGGUAAGUACUUUUUUUUUUGUUUGGAAGUGUAUGCAGAAAACAGAAGAUGGGGGAUUAAAGCUAUCGCUUUUAUGGAUUACAAUGAAAGAAAAGAUUGGGUCAGUGAAAUAAAAAAAAAAUUGGAAAAACGCAGAUAAAAGGACAUACAAUGGCGGGAAUGGAGCCGGAGAAAAAGGCGACUGUGUAUCGAAGCGUUUCUUUUAAAAAACUGGAAAGCUGGAGCGCAAAUAAAACGAGUCUGACUUCAGAGAAUGAACAACACAAAUCAAAAGGUUUACCGAGCUGCGCCCAUCCCCCUACAGCAACAGCAGCAGAGAAAGUGCAGCCCUUGGCUACGCGUUUCGUCAGUGUGUCAAGAAAAGUUUCCAAAAUCUCAGCCGCUAGCGUUUCAACCACAGGUUUUAAGAAAAGCACUCCUCAUUGCAUUUCGCCUUCAAUACGCCAGCUUUCUGAGCGCUUUACUGGUAUAAGAAGAGAAAGGACGGGCACGUCAGCUGCUACCAGCAUUAGUAAGACUGCUGCCGGGGUCCCGAAAUACACAAUUCAGCAAAGAAAUACAGCUUGUGAUGAGGGGCUACCUCCACAGAAGCAGCAGGAGGGGAAAGCAGCUUUGCUGGUCUCUGGUGAAGAUUUAUUAGAGACUUCUGCGUGCAACGCUCAGGAACAAAAACAUUCCAUUUGUGAUUCGAUUACAACCCCGGGGAUUGAACAAGUUCAAAGUGAGACUGUUGCUACUAGAACUGCCGCUUUAACCACCAAAGACGCAGGUAAGAAAGACUCUUUGCAAACUACUUCUGUUGGUUUCAUUGGGGCUGUAAACACAGAAGACGAUGUUUUUGUUGCUGGGACUCUCGGUUGCAAGCCGCAGCCAAACACUAGUUCAACAGCAGACUGUACCUGUGCUGAAAUGACAUACUGGCCAAGUGUUACAAAAAUGCGCAAAUUGUUUGGGGACGGCCAUAGGAAACAACACAGGUCUACAUCACACGCUGAUGAUCUUAAGUCUGUGAGUCAGCAUGUUGCUAUUUUAAAAGAGAGUGGGCUUGCAGAUAUAAAAGAGACACCGCCAAAACAUUGGCAUGCAGCUGACCAUGAUAGUAACCUGUGCUGCAUGGAAACAAAACAAACAUUUCAAAGCAGCAAGGAGGCAAGACAUUUGGAGAUGGACGCCGCUACCACCCCCCUUUCCAAUGCAGUUCCCCACCGCAGCCAGCAGUCACCUGAAGGAUACAGAACUAGGAGUCCUGACAUGAAUGUAGAUCAUUGGACUGGAAAGUUAAAUAGUGACCCAAAGCCCCCUCCCCCAACACCACCGCCCAGGAGCAGCUCUGUUCCGUUUUCCCUGAAAAUGCACUCGCUUUCCUUUGGUCUGCAACACAAACAAGAGGCAAGACAGCAAUCAGAUAGUUUACAUUCUUUGCAUAGUUCUUCCAAGCCACCCCCUGCCCCCCCUGCUCCUGCCAGCAGUAAAGUUAGCUCCAGUGAGGAGGACGAUUCCUACAGCAAAGGCAGCUUCCCGUUUCUGUAUAGUAGUGUUAGCAAGAAUGGCUCCCGGGCCAGGUCCCUCGGGAGGUCUUCUGGCAGCGAGGAGGACAGCUCGCUGCCAGUAGCCCACAACAGGGACAACAUCAGGCGGAGAUCCCUCAGGAAAAAGAAGAAGAAUGUGUUGGGGAGCAGAGAUAAUGGGGAGUCUGAUGACAGCGAUGAUGGACCAGUGAUGGAGCCCUUAGAGAGACGCCAGCGCCCCUAUGACUUGGACUAUUUGCAGUGCAAAGAUAGUGAGAGAUCCAGAUCCAUGUACAAUGCCACUAUGGGGGCAGACCAUGCCACUUCUUUUACCUCACCACCUCGGGAGCGCAGACCUUGCCCCUCCCUGGAAAGCAGUAACCUCUCCCAACGUUCUGGAGAUGCUGAGAGCUAUAAAAGGCAUCACAGGGGUGUGUCCGAAGGUGGCAUCAGCCCUGCAGGUUCUUUCCAUGGAUCUUCAAGGGAUUCGCCCAUCCCAGGGGUCUCCCGCAUUGCCAAAGUCAAUAUUCCUUCAUUUUUGGACAGCCCAUGCGGUUCUAGAAACAGCAGCAGGCAUUCUAGCACAGAGACGCUUAAAGAAGAAGACCAGCGUACCACCAGCUCUGCUGUGACUACUUCUAAAAGCUUCCACGGCAAUUUUACCUUGUACCGCUAUCCCAGCUUCAGCCACUGUGACAUUAUUUCCAGACCCCAGGGGCGAGUUCGUCCGAAUCUGCCGUUUGGUAAUGUUCAAGGCAAACCUGACUAUUCAGCAGAAAGCAGAAGCCACCACCAUCACGUACUUGUGAGUGACAAGUCGAAGCACAGGAUGUCUAUGUCGAAUCCUGACAUUGCAUCAGAGACAAUGACAUUACUUAGUUUCCUCAAAACCGACCUUUCAGAGCUGAGAGUGCGAAAAAAGGGCAGAGGUGUUGACACAAGUGGUGGCAACUAUCGAGACAGUUAUCAGAACAUGUUAGCUCAUUCACCGACGUAUAGAACCAGGGGAACCCCAAAGAGCUCUUAUCACCUGUCUCCUCAUGGUCGCCCGUCUCUUAAAGACCUGACAGCCACACUAAGGCGGGCCAAGUCAUUUACUUAUUCUGAAAAGCCAGUGGGGAGAUCAGACAGGGAAACAGUGAAGCCAAGCUCCUCUGAGCUGAUGCUGUCUAGCAUGGGGGACGGCGAUGCUGCCAUAUCAGACAGGGAAGUGGAAAGUGAUGUGGGUCAAAGAGAUGAUGACGGCACGCUGCCCUACCAAACACAGGACCAGUAUAUCCAAGAAGCCAGACAAGUGUUUAAAGAUAUUAGCCAGAUUGGGACUCGGGAGGAGUAUAGCUAUGGAAUGGAUUACAAGGAAGGUGAAAGUUUCAGAGAGAUUGAGGAAGCUGAUGGACAGCUGCAGAAGGAGAUUGGUGCAGCAUUUUUGGUGGAAAAAAGAGAAAGUGAGAAAUGCUUAAGGAAAGGGGAAUCUGAAGAAAACUUGUCCUGUGGGAAAUCAGUGGAUGAACUCUCUGGCCACGAGUCAAGUUUGACUGAUGAAGGAAUCGUGACUGAGCCUGAGAUGGGUCCAUGUGGCAGUGCUUUGGGCAAGGACAUUUUGGGGCAGCCGUUGACAGUGUGGAAACAGCCCAGCAGUGCCCUUCAAAGAGAGGACCAGUCUGAUCUACAACCUGGAGGAAACCCCCCUCCAUCCGUGCCAGCAGUCAGGACAGACAAUGAGAACAUGGCAAUAGCAGGGGAGACACCUUGCAGUAAAAGUGCUAGCCAAGGGCCACUGGAAGCCCCUUCAACCCCAAGUGCAAUUCGUAGAAGGAGGACAUUUUCAUCUGCAGGCAACAAUGGGUCAGAUUCCAGUAAUGGAAGCAACGGUGAAUCAAGCGGAGAAACUUUCAGGUCCCUUAGCGACCCCAUGCCACACAGGAGGUGCUUAAUCUCAGAAGAUAACAAUAACUUUUCAGUGGACAGCAACUUACUGGGCUCUCUGAACUCCAAGAGUGGAAUCCCUGAAUUUUCUGCAACUGAUUUGUAUGAGUGCACAGGAAGUGCAGCCAGCGACCUGUCUGUUUGUAGCGAUGGCCUGAAGGAUUACAAUACAGUAAUUCAGAGCAUAGUUAGCGAGCCAGGGGCCAUGGAUAAGCUGAUUGACGAGAAGGGCAAUGGGAAGAUGGUCAAGAAGAAAUCCUUUAGCGAUCCCAGUCGCCGUGGGGAGUCGGACACUCCUGGAUUUAAAGGCCCAAGCGAACCCAUCAACGAAAUGGAGCAAGCCAUUCUGCCAUCCAGCAGCGAACCCAUUCUCUCAGAACAGUGGGAUGAGGUGGGAGAGCUGGAGGAGCUUGGCAGACAAGACAGGAAACCUUGCUCCCAAUCUGAACAUGUGCUGCCCUCAUACCUGGAACAGGAUGCACUGGAAGGGGCCUCUGGCUUUCCUUUCGACCCAAAGCUGGCUGAAGUCCUGUCACCCCGCAUGAUGAGACGCAGCAACAAGAAGCGCAACAACCGUGCCACGCAUCAGGAGGGGAAAGAGCAGCAGCAGCAAUUAGCUGAAACUGGGCACCAUCAACCCGACAAGCCCAGGCCUGCCUCCAAGCAUGUGAGGCAUGCUAGCGAGCCUGCCACCUUUAUCCCCAUCAUGACCCCCGAAUCCCACUUGUCUCAAAGCCAUCCAGUUCACAUAACUGCCCCUGAACCUUCUAGGCAACCCCAGAAACCGUUCCACAUCGUCCAGGCUCCGUCUUUGGAGGACGUUACCAAGCAGUACAUGUUGGCGCUGAAUUCCGGCGACUCGCCACUGCCUGCUGCCACGGAUACUUCAAGGUCUACACCUGUCACUCCAACUACAGCAGAGCCUAAGUUACUGCAGAAGCCCAGCGAAGAACUGAACCCCACAGCCAACAAAAGCAAGCCCCAAGUGGUGAGUGAGAAGAUUGUUUUUGUAAUUAUUAUUUUAUUCAGUAUGGAUAAUUUAAAGAUUUGGAAUCAGGUUGAGUAA
Messenger RNA from Polyodon spathula (Mississippi paddlefish), 5088 nucleotides. RefSeq names its product rho guanine nucleotide exchange factor 17-like. The transcript has a single exon. Bases 739 to 5088 code for a protein of 1449 amino acids. NCBI's taxonomy places the organism in Eukaryota, Metazoa, Chordata, Actinopteri, Acipenseriformes, Polyodontidae. Gene Ontology annotation, biological process: actin cytoskeleton organization. The record is from RefSeq and is a predicted model, not a curated record. Gene Ontology annotation, molecular function: guanyl-nucleotide exchange factor activity.